Penicillium angulare is the source of this 609-nucleotide messenger RNA. RefSeq names its product 60S ribosomal protein eL6. The record is from RefSeq and is a predicted model, not a curated record. The transcript has 3 exons. Gene Ontology annotation, biological process: cytoplasmic translation; ribosomal large subunit assembly. NCBI's taxonomy places the organism in Eukaryota, Fungi, Ascomycota, Eurotiomycetes, Eurotiales, Aspergillaceae. Gene Ontology annotation, molecular function: structural constituent of ribosome; RNA binding. Gene Ontology annotation, cellular component: cytosolic large ribosomal subunit; ribosome. Bases 1 to 609 code for a protein of 202 amino acids.
AUGUCGGACGCUACUGUUGGCCAGACGAAGCAGUUCGGAAAGGGUCAGCGGACUGUGCCGCACCCAGCCCAGAAGGCUCAGAAGUGGUACCCCGUGGAUGAUGAGUCGCAGCCCAAGAAGGUUCGCAAGACUCUGCGCCCCGCUAAGGUCCGCGAGAGCCUCCAGCCCGGUACCGUCCUGAUUCUCCUCGCUGGCCGCUUCCGUGGCAAGCGUGUCAUCCUCCUCAAGCACCUCGAGCAGGGUGUUCUCCUCGUUACCGGCCCCUUCAAGAUCAACGGUGUCCCCAUCCGCCGUGUUAACGCCCGCUACGUUAUCGCCACCUCCAAGCGCGUUGACGUUUCCUCCGUUGACCAGAAGACCCUCGAGAAGAUCUCCGCCUCCGACUACUUCACCAAGGAGAAGAAGGCUGAGAAGAAGACCGAGGAGGCUUUCUUCAAACAGGGCGAGAAGCCCGAGAAGAAGAAGGUUGCCAGCGCCCGUGCUACCGACCAGAAGGCCGUUGACCAGUCCAUCCUCGGCAGCAUCAAGAAGGAGGACUUCCUCGGCAGCUACCUUGCCACCACCUUCAGCCUGCGCAACGGUGACAAGCCCCACGAGAUGAAGUGGUAA